ACUUGUAAAAUGGCGCUCCCCAUGUGACAUGUGUGUGAAUCAAAACAACGUGAUUUUUGCUAAACUACUGCGUUUUAAUCGCUAUUUUGCUACUUUUCAAGAUGUUGACACCAUCCUUUGAGUUAUUUCAAGAUGAUAUAUUUCUAACUAUUGUCAUCAAGGCUCCAUUUACAAAGGUGUCGGAGACCGAGAUAUUCAUUGAAGACAGUGACUUCAAGUUCUACUCAAAGCCAUAUUUUCUGAGACUGAAUCUCCCUGGCAACAUUAGAGAAGAUGGUAGAGAGUCGGCCAACUAUGAUGCUGAUAAAGGUACCUUCACCAUCCGAGCACCCAAGCAGACUCCAGGACAGGUGUUUGAGGGCCUGGACAUGCUCACCAAGCUGUUGGCCCCUCGGGGAGACGGAUCAGCUAAACAGCCCACCAUUGAAGUCAUGGGGGAGGAGUCCAUGCUGCCAAGUGAUGCCCUUGAUGAGGAGGAGGACAUUGACUGGUCGGUGGAGCAGACGCCAUUCAUUGAGACAUCAGUGCUGACAGAUGGACACAAGUACGGCUUUGGCUGCCUGAGAUCUGGGGUCUUCAAGAGACUGCAGUCGGAGCUGUGUGAGGUCGUUGACGUGAGAGACCCGGACUCCGUGGCUCCAGGACAGAGGCGGUCACAGAGGAAGGAUGAGGAAGCCCACAAGUUUGAUGAUGACCACUACCUAGCGGACCUCUACCAGGAUGACAUCGUGCAGCAUCUGCUGUCAUUCAGACCACCGUGGGAUGCUGCAUGGAAUCAGCUCUCCAAGGGCGGGAAGAGGAGGGAUUUAGUGACCUUGACAGAGGAAGAGAAGGAGAAGAUGAGGAAGCUACCCAACAAAGAAUAUUUGAUUGACAGCAGCCUGCUUCCAUCGGUGUACCUAGGCCUGGUUGAUAUUAUCUUCUGCUACAUGUACAGUUACCGCGUCACGGAAGGGGAACACAAUGUGGAGUCAGGUUGGACAAUCUCUAAGCUGAGUGCCACCCUCUCCUGGCUGGAGACGUUCUCCAGCCUGCAGGAGAUGCUGGUCACCUGCUACAGAAGGUGCUUGUGCUUCCCCCUGCAUCGCCACUGGAGCUUGCUGGAAGCUGUGACGGAGGACACCUGUAGGGUGCUGGCACUAGGUCGCAGGCAGGUUCUGAAGUGUCUGUUGGACAUACAGACAAUCUUGACGGACACAGACCAACGAUACAUUCUGAAUGAUCUCUACAUCAAUGACUACUGUGUUUGGAUCCAGGGCGUCAGGAACGAGAAACUGGACAGUCUGGCAGCAGCAUUGAGAAAGAUAAACAUUCGUAAAAGCGAUGUUGAUUUGUCUCUCGAGGAGCUUGAGGCUGCAGCUCAGGCAACAAUGGAGGAACAGGAAGGAGUUGUGAGGAAGCUGGAGAAACUAUCAUUGAAGGCCACUUCAGACACAGAUAGUGACGACAGCUCAGAGGAGGAGGAGGAAACGGAUAGUGAGGAGGAUAGUGAGGACACAGAUAGCAGUGAUCACUCCACAGAUGAUCAUAACACUAACACUCUUGAAAAGGAAAAGAGAACACAUUGUGAUGACAUCAACACACAAACUGAUGACUCAGUCACACCAACUGAUGACACUGUCCAACAAGCUGAUGACACGAACACACAAACAGAUGACACGAACACACAAACUGAUGACUCAGUCACACCAACUGAUGACACUGUCCAACAAGCUGAUGACACGAACACACAAACAGAUGACACGAACACACAAACUGAUGACUCAGUCACACCAACUGAUGACACAGUCCAACAAACUGAUGACACUGUCCAACAAGCUGAUGACACAAAUACACAAACAGAUGACACGAACACACAAACAGAUGACACGAACACAUAAACUGAUGACAUGGAUACACAAACUGACAACAUGGUUCAUGCACAAAUGUCACCGAGAACCUCAAAAGGCUUCAACUGUAGCUGAGAAAACUGUAUCAGUGUGAGGAUGAAGUAAAGACAGAAGGAAUAUUUGUCGAAGGAAUCACAGUUGUUUACUGAUGUAAAAUACAUUUACAGACACU
Molecule: messenger RNA, 2061 nt
Organism: Haliotis rufescens (red abalone)
Lineage: Eukaryota; Metazoa; Mollusca; Gastropoda; Lepetellida; Haliotidae
Product: protein SHQ1 homolog
Exons: 14
Coding region: 102-1880 (592 amino acids)
Biological process (GO): box H/ACA snoRNP assembly
Cellular component (GO): cytoplasm; nucleoplasm
Source: RefSeq, a predicted model, not a curated record